CUACACAGCACUACUUAUUACAGCUGGUGCAAAAUAUGGGAUCUGUUCAUUUGCAUUUGCUUCGUUCCCAUCAUCAAAGAAGUAUCCCCACACGGAGUCAUAUAUCCUGGAGAUGAAUUCCUGCGCUGUGAUCCUGGCUCCCUCACUUGCAUGAUGUUUAGCUUUGCCCUUAAGUUUUGUUGGCCUGCCUGCCUUCUUUUCCUCAUAGCUCAUGGCACGGCAGUCUGUGUCAGCAGACAAGGGAUGCAAAACAGCAACCUCAUUAAUGGAGGUGUUGUAAAUGGGAACAACUAUGAUAGAAGGGGCAAGAAGGAUCGUGGGGAGAGCAAAUGCAAAGUGCAUGACAAGAUAAGGCUGCUAGUAUUUUCGAGGCUAAGAAUAAGGAAUUAUUGCUGCAGGUAGUGAUCUGAAGGGUGAAAAUAUUAGCAUCCUGUUUUUAUAUGCAACAGACUAUAGUAUUAGCUAUCUACAAAGUUGUGUCACUAUUUGCUUCAAUAGUGUCACUUGAACUGGAUAGAGUCAUAUGGCUAUAAUUGUAAAGGGAAUAUUUCAGAAGAUCUCUGAUACACUACUAUCCC
Molecule: messenger RNA, 578 nt
Organism: Linderina pennispora
Lineage: Eukaryota; Fungi; Kickxellomycota; Kickxellomycetes; Kickxellales; Kickxellaceae
Exons: 1
Source: RefSeq, a predicted model, not a curated record